Messenger RNA from Linum trigynum, 3191 nucleotides. Lineage: Eukaryota; Viridiplantae; Streptophyta; Magnoliopsida; Malpighiales; Linaceae. The record is from the annotation of a GenBank genome assembly.
AAAGGCCUCUUUAAGUGUACUUUCUUGAAUGAAGUGGGCCGACUUCUGCUACCAGUGUGAAGUUUGGGCUUUCCUCCAAAAAUAGGCCCAACUUCUUCAAGCCCAGAGUCCACUUCAUAGCGUCAUACAUGGAGACUUGACUGCCUGACUGACUGACUGACUGACUAUCAGUUUCACAAUGACAAUGGCAAGAAAACCGGCCUGGGCUGGGCUGCAACUUUUUGCCAAUCAAACAUACUCAAAAUCAUCCCACCUCGCUUGGGAACUAUUUUAAAAUUUAGGCAGAGGUCAGCCACCUCCUGAUCACCGCGGAACGGCGGAAUAAAAGAUGAUGUCGCGACGCAAGCAGAGUUGGGGAUCAAGACCGGCUCUGCUGCCAGCCCACACCAACUGACCAACAUCACUACCGACGUCAAGCAGCCUAUUAGAAGAUCGGCAGCAGCUGCCUAUUUAAACAAAAAAAAAGCAGCUCCUCUGCUGGCUCGCUCGCUCGCUCUUAUUCCGGGGGCAGAAUUUAGAUCAGAAAGAGAACACACUGAAAAACACAGAGACUUUGAUUUCAUUUUUCUUCCCUGGGCUGGGGCUGGAGGUGGAGGUGGAGCAGCAGAAGCCAUCAGCUGAAAAGGACGGAUCAUCAUUUAUAAAGACCAGACCAGGUCAGUUUUCUCUCAAUUAAUCUCUCAAUCAUAAUCAAUUUCUCAUCUUCAGACGCAGACAUCCCCUCUCCACAUCAAUAACAUUCCCUCUUUCCACAAACAAGCAAAACCAAAACUGAAACGUCUUUUUCUCAGAGAUUCAUAACCAACCUGUGCAGAUCCUACUGGAUGGAACCCUGCUUCAAAAAAUAAAAUUAGAACCACAAAAAAAUAGAAACGAACCCAGAAGGGUAAAAACAACUCAUCGGCGGGGUGCCGCGCCGCCGCUCUCCUCUGCUUCCUCCCUUUCUGCAGAUCCAUCGGCCCCCUCGCACCCAAAGGAAGAUAAAAAUUAAAACCAAAUCAUAAGUCAGAAUACACUAGGCAAAAAGUGAAUCAAUAGAAAAGAAAACAACCAAAAUCGAAUGAAGGAGGCCUACCCAGAGACCACAUACCAGGGCUCUCUCUCUCUCGGCGCCCUUUCUUCUUUCACGGUCAGCAUCGUUUCCAGUGACGGUAGAAAGAGAGAGACAGGGGAGCUAGAAUAGAUUGGUGUUCUUCUCUCUUGUUGUUACUUCAUUUCCUUAGAAAAUACGAUGUGGGGGAGAAGAGGACAUCACGAGAACAAGAAGAAGAAUGAAGAGAGGCGGCGGCGGUCGGUCGGUCGGAGGGUUAGAUGGAGGAGGCUAUGGUUUCGGUUCAGAGCUACCGAAACGGAGAGGAAGAACGAAGAAGAAGACUUUCCAAGGAGGAAGCUGGAUUGGGAUGGGAUUACAUAUAUAGAUAGCUCUAUUUACCCUUUUGCCCCUCCAUUUCCCGGAAAUUACAAUCUUCCCACCUCCCCCUGCUUUGGUGAAAAGGCGAAGGAAGCGAGGCUAAGGCUGAAGGUAAUAAGAUAUCAUGGCCUCCAGCUAGGGCUGCAAAUGAGCCGAGCUGAGCCGAGUUUUACUCUAGGUUGAGCUUGGCUCGUUAACAAAUGAGCUGAGCUGGAGCCCGAGCCAUUUAUUAACGAGCCGAGUCGAGUUCGAACUAGGCUUGUUUACUAAAUUCUUAGAUCGUAUUUAAUACAUUCAUUUUGUAUGUCGUGUAUGAUACAUGUGAUUGAUGUAGCGAUAAAAAAAUAAUCAAAUGUUCAACAUUAAUUAAUCUUAUAUUAUAAUUUUUAGGUGUCAUAUUGUUUAGUUAAUAAAUUUUAACUAGUUCAAAUCAUAUUAUUUCAUAGUAUCGAAACAAUUUUGUACAUAAUUUCUUUAUAGAAUUAAAAAUAAGGCAUAUUUUCUUACAUAUUCAACAUGUUAAACUUCACAUGAUGCGAGAUAUAUAAUUUAACAAUCCUAUGAAUUAUAAAAGUCCAAAUUAGAUCGAUUAGUCCAUAUGUCAGUGAUCAAGUUGGCCCUCAAACCACAAUGUUGAGACAUCUCAUGAGCUCUAAAUGAGCCAACUCACGAGUUAAGCUCAACAAGCCACCGAGUCGAGCUAGCUCGCGAGCUUCACGAGCUGAACAUAGCUAGGCUCAAGCUUGGCUCGUCAAUAAACGAAUCGAGUUUCGAACGAGUUUUUCCCGAUUCGAGCCUCGAGUUGCUCGCGAGUAGCUUGGCUCAUUUGCAGCCCUACCUCCAGCUAAGUAGCAAACAUCUUCAGCCUCUUUAACUAUUGACCCACCAUGUGCUAACUUAACUUUAAUACAAGUUGUCAACUCGGUUUAAUUGGUUGGUCCGGUUAAGGAAGUGGAUUGAGGGUUAAUGGCAUGGUUUGUGAAACCAUAUAUGUGGCUCAACCGUAAAUUAACAGUAUUGAGACUGAACCGGUAGAUGGUAUUUAGCGAUAUUAAUGAUUGAACUACGGGUUUAUCAUAAAAUAUCCUAUAACUGACUUUUCCGGUACAGUCUCUUGGACGGUUUCACUAAUCUUGGUUAAUGGUAAUAUUUGUUUAGCCCUGAUAUAUGAAAAAAAAUAUUAUAUUGUUCUUACAAUUAUAAAUUAUAUUGAAUUUCAUCUAACAUAUGGGCAUUAACAUAUAAUAUUACACCAAAAUAAUAGUUUGUACUUGAAUUGAACAUAUAGUGAAAAUUAAAACACCCUCAUAUCACAUCAAUAUUCAAAUGUUCAAUUUAGAAUUCCAAAUCAAAGGCAUAUGAUCAAAUCGAUAUAAAAAAGAACGGAACAACCUUUUUCAAUUCUUAUUUUUUAGAAAAUUAGUCGAACAACAUAUUAAUUAUCCUUAACAUUUCAUCAAACUUAAAAUCAUAUAAACCUCGGUAUUUAAAAAAAAACUUGAAUGUAUUUUUAAUUAACAAUCAAAUUUCUAAAUUGUAAGUCAAUCAAAUUGUAGUUUUUUUUUUCAAAAAAUCAAAUUGUAGUUAUUAAUUUGUGCUUGACCAGUUGAUUUGAGUCGUGGUUUUUUUCUUUAUCUCACUCGUAGUUAUCUUACUCGAAAUCUCUUCUUUAUUAUAUCAAGAGCAUGUGAGUGGUGUUUAAUUUAUGAUUAAUGCGAGCAACUAGCUUAACAAAAAAAAAUAGUAUAGUUAAGUUACACAAUAAACGCCAAAUUAUGGA